Messenger RNA from Clonostachys rhizophaga, 972 nucleotides. The record is from the annotation of a GenBank genome assembly. Lineage: Eukaryota; Fungi; Ascomycota; Sordariomycetes; Hypocreales; Bionectriaceae.
AUGGCGCUUCCUACACAUUUUACACUGAAUACAGGGGCCAAAAUCCCAGCUGUGGGCUUCGGGACUUGGCAGGCUCCCCCAGGCCAAGUCGAGAAGGCCGUCGAGGCCGCUCUGAGAUGCGGCUACAAGCACAUUGACUGCGCAGCCAUCUACCGAAAUGAGGUCGAGGUCGGUGAGGGCAUUCGCAAAAGUGGUGUCCCCCGCUCCGAGAUUUUCAUGACCGGCAAGCUGUGGAAUACCAAGCAUGCUCCUGAGGAUGUCGAGGGUGCCUUGGAUAAGUCGCUAAAGGAUCUUGGCGUGGAAUACUUGGACCUCUACCUGAUGCAUUGGCCUGUAGCAUUCCAAUCUGGGGAUGACUGGUUUCCUAUUGAUUCCGAGGGACUGUUUGAGCUCGCAGACAUUGAUCCCGCUACAACGUACACGGCCAUGGAGAAGCUUCUCCAGACAGGCAAGGUCAAGGCAAUCGGCGUCUCGAACUUCAACAAAAACAGGCUAGACAACCUCAUCUCAAAAACCACCGUCGUGCCGGCGGUGAACCAAAUCGAGGUGCACCCUUACUUCCAGCAGCCCGAGUUCUUCAAGUACUGCCAAUCGAAGGGCAUCCAGGUCACGGCCUAUUCCCCCCUGGGCAACAAUCAGAUCGGCGAGCCUCGCACAGUCGAUGACCCGCUGGUCGCCGAGAUAGCAAAGAAGACGGGCCUCGACAUCGGCCAGGUUCUGUACUCAUGGGGUGUCCAGCGCGGCCAUGUGGUACUGCCCAAGAGUGUCACGCCGAGCCGCAUCGAGUCCAACCUGCAGGUGCACAAGCUGCCUGAGGAUGUCUUUGAGCAGCUCAAUGGCAUGGAGCGUAACAAGCGACUGCACUGGCAAUCGCAAUGGGGGUUCGACAUCUUUGAGGAGGUUGGCGAGGCGGAGGUGAAGAGAAUUGCACAGGAGGCUGGACCCGCGAACUUGAAAAAGUUUGGCAAAUGA